ACCAGAUGCUCAGGCAAAGAGUGAAAACAAAGAAAGAGACUUUAUUUUGUUAGACGUUUCUGGACUAGCGGAUGUCAUCGUAUCAGGCGUAAAGGUGUAGUAAUGGCCCUGCAGAAUGGAAUUGGACGUUGAUUUUUACAAAACAUUUGCAUGGCUUAAAAAGGUCAAUGUGCAGAGCAUAGGCAACAGUGAGAGCUAUCAAGAGCGGCUGUCUCGUCUAGAAGGAGAUAAAGAAUCUCUUGUGUUACAGGUGAGUGUGUUGACAGACCAGGUGGAGGCUCAGGGUGAGAAGAUCAGAGACCUGCAGAGCUCUCUUCAGGAAUAUCAAAACAAGCUCAACUGCACUGAGGAGAUGCUUCAACAGGAGCUAACAAGCAGGACUUGUCUGGAAACGCAGAAGCUGGGUUUGACGGAGGAAGUGUCCUGUCUGAAACUAAACCUUGUGGACAUGGAGGACAAACAUGCUCAAAGCACUGAGAGACAACAUAAAGCUGAGAAUCUGCUUCAGGAGCUGAAGAUGUUAAAGAAUCGAGUUGAACAGCUGGAACAAGAGAAGUCAAAGUACAAGCAAAAGCUCAAUGUGACACAGGCAGAGAUCACAAGUUUGCAGCAACUGUUGAGCUGUAAAAAUGCUGAGAUUGAGAGUCUACAGUCUCAGCUGCUCUCCAGAGCUCCAGUGUCUGUGGAUAGCGCUGAGAGAGAUCAGGAGCUCCAGAAAUUAAAAACAGGGAUGGAAUCAUUAAUCGCAUCCAAUAAUGAAAAGGACCGGCGAAUAGGAGAGCUUACUCUACUCCUCAGCCAGUGCAGACAGAUCAGUGACAUCAUGACUUUAGUUCAAGCAUCUGGAGACAAAUCUGUUCCCAUCAGCAGUGAGGAAGAUGAACAGAACGGAAGUAUAAACAUGAACUCGUUAACACACAAGGCUCACACUGAGGUUUGUGUUUUGACCUUCAGUAGCUCAUCUCCUUUACUGGUCUCUUCAGUUUCUUCACAAAAUGAUGAAAAUCCAAGAUCCAUCAGCAUGGAAGACUUGAAAGCCAGCUCAGAACAAAAGGCUCUGGAAGGCAAACUGGUAGAGCCUGUCCUGUCAGAAGAGAUUCAUCCAGCUGAUAACAGACAACAAAUACCCCCAGCGAUACAGAGUCUAUCGCAAAAAAGAGAGAGUGAGGCGAGUGGAACAUCAGACCAGAGUUCUCCAGAGGACGUCAGCCUUAGAAACACAGAGAAAAUUAAGGAUACAACAUCUUCUGACCUAUCCUCACUGUCGUCUGGAGCCGAUUCUGGUGAGCAAUCACCUGUGUUACAGGAAAAUGUUAAAAACACCAGCAUACGCAAACUUUGGGGAAAGAUCAAGAGAACAGGUGUGCUGUCAUAUGACCUGGAGCCCACCGAGUUCAGGAGAGGAGGGUUCAGGGCCACAGCAGGACCCCGGUUAACACGGACCCCUGAUUCAGGACACUCAGCUUGUCUGCACACGCCAUUCUGUAAGUGGAACACAGAGCAGGUGUGUAGCUGGCUGGAGGACAGCGGUUUCGGGCAGUAUGUCAAUUUGGCCCGUCAAUGGGUCGAUAGUGGUCAAACCUUACUAUCUGCCACUCCACAGGAGCUCGAGAAGGAGAUUUGUAUUAAACAUCCUCUGCACAGAAAGAAGCUGCAAUUGGCACUCAGAGCCUUUAAUAACAAGUCAAUGGAAAAAUCUUCUGAACUUAAUCACAUCUGGGUUACACGCUGGUUUGAUGACAUUGGCUUACCGCAAUACAAAGAUCAGUUCUAUGAGAGCAGGGUUGAUGGACGAAUGCUACAGUUUUUGACGGUGAAUGAUCUACUGUUCCUGAAAGUCACCAGCCAACUCCAUCAUUUGAGCAUUAAAUGUGCUAUCCAUGUUCUUCAUGCCAACAAGUUCAACCCACACUGCUUGAGACGGAGACCAGGGGACGAGAAUAAGACUUCUCCCUCUGAGGUGGUUCAGUGGUCUAAUCACCGUGUGAUGGAGUGGUUGAGGUCAGUGGAUUUGGCCGAAUAUGCUCCAAACCUUAGAGGCAGUGGAGUUCAUGGAGGCCUGGUUAUUCUGGAGCCUCGCUUUAACUCUGAAACUUUGGCCAUGCUCCUCAACAUCCCCCCACAGAAGACCCUCCUCAGACGGCACCUCGCCACCAACUUCAGCACACUUGUUGGAUCUCAGGCACAGCAAGAGAAACGGGAAUUUGCCAAUGCCAGCGGGCAUGCUCCGCUUACCACCACUGCCAAAGUCAGGCCAAAGAAGCUAGGCUUUACCCACUUCAGACAACUAAGAAAGCUCAAGACAGAAGAAUCAGCAGAUUUCAUCUGUCCCAUGGAAACAAGGACCCCACCGAUUCUAAGUGGGUCACCAAAGCGACUCUUUGUGAGCUUCAGAGACAUCAGUCCUGUCUUAGAUAGUGACUUAAACAGACUGGAGCAGGCUGGGUCUUCAAGUUGACUCACUGCUUCCUCUCUUCAGGAAAUCAAACCCUGCAGCUCCAGUAAGAUCAGUUAAUGCCAGUACUGCUUCAGGAACCUCAGUAUUAAUGACAUGAAUCGGUAUAAAAAUAGAUUAAUUCCCAGCAUACCAUCUGAAUCUUCUAAAAAGCAACAGAAAUGAUUGAGUCAUUUUUUAAAAGGCUGUAGUAUCUUUGAAAAUGUGCAAUGCCGAAAAUGUAACUUAAUACUUUAAUAAAUAAUUUAUACC
Molecule: messenger RNA, 2707 nt
Organism: Triplophysa rosa
Lineage: Eukaryota; Metazoa; Chordata; Actinopteri; Cypriniformes; Nemacheilidae
Gene: ppfibp2a
Product: PPFIA binding protein 2a
Exons: 22
Coding region: 116-2458 (780 amino acids)
Biological process (GO): neuromuscular junction development
Cellular component (GO): presynaptic active zone
Molecular function (GO): protein binding
Source: RefSeq, a predicted model, not a curated record